AUGAAGCUGUUUUCCACCAUCGUCGCUAUUGCCAUGGGCGCUGCUGCCGUUUCUGCUGCUGCUGAACCCCUUGAGAAGCGCUGCAUCAACAACGGCUCUGGCUGCAAGGCUGAUGGCUCCUGGGGCGUCUGCUGCUCUGGCUUCUGCCUCCAGUACCAGGGCGCAUCCUCUGGCGUGUGCAAGUAA
Molecule: messenger RNA, 186 nt
Organism: Beauveria bassiana ARSEF 2860
Lineage: Eukaryota; Fungi; Ascomycota; Sordariomycetes; Hypocreales; Cordycipitaceae
Exons: 2
Coding region: 1-186 (61 amino acids)
Source: RefSeq, a predicted model, not a curated record